Molecule: messenger RNA, 1905 nt
Organism: Magnolia sinica
Lineage: Eukaryota; Viridiplantae; Streptophyta; Magnoliopsida; Magnoliales; Magnoliaceae
Product: disease resistance protein RPS2-like
Exons: 5
Coding region: 1-1905 (634 amino acids)
Molecular function (GO): ADP binding
Source: RefSeq, a predicted model, not a curated record
AUGUCACCGAGUCUGAGCUGCUCAAAUGCAAGGAUGAGGUUCAAUUUUGGCUUCGAAGCUUGUCAAGUGGGUGGAGAAAAGCUGAAAGAUGUAGCUGUGCUGAAGAGGAAAGGUGAUUCCUACAAAGAGGUGGCGAACAAGCAGCUUCCCGAUGCUGUCGAAGAGAAGCCUCUUACAUUAGCUGUGGGCAGGGACUUGGUGUUGGAGAAGGUCUUGAGUAGCAAGAAAUUCAUGCUGUUGUUGGAUGAUAUUUGGAAAUGGUUGGAUCUAGAUAAGGUCGGAAUUCCUCAUCCAAGCAGCCAAAACAUGAGCAAGGUCAUUUUCACUCCACGAUUUGAGGACGUCUGUGGCCACAUGACCGCCGACAAGAAGAUCAAAGUAGAAUGUCUCCCAGAGCAAGAAGCAAUGAAUCUAUUUCUACGGAAUGUUGGUGAAGAGGCCAUGAAAUCCCAUCCGGAGACACCAAUCCUUGCCAAGAGCGUUGAUAAAGAGUGCAAGGGUCUGCCCCUUGCACUCAUCACCAUUGGGCGAGCCAUGUCAUAUAAGAAGACACCACAGGAAUGGAAGCAUGCAAUAUCAGUUCUGAGCACAAGCAAGCCACCAUCGGAGAUAUCAGGUAUGAAUGAUAAAAUGCUUUUGCGCUUGAAAUACAGUUAUGAUAAUCUUGGUGGUGACACGAUUAAAUCGUGUUUCCUCGAGGGAUUCUUAGAUGGGUGGGAUGAUGAUCUUGAUACAGUCCAUAACAAGGGACAUGAUAUCAUUGGAAGAUUAAAGGCUGCAUGCUUGUUGGAGAGUGGUUCUGAUGAAGAAAGAGAGGUAAAGUUGCAUGACGUGAUACGUGAUCUGGCGUUAUGGAUAGCUUCUGAGUGCGGGAAGAAUAAGAAGAGGUUUUUGGUGAGAGCUGGCGUGGGACUGACGCAUGCACCAGAUGUUGAAAGGUGGAAGGAGGCCGAGAGGAUAUCUCUAAUGAAUAAUGGCAUAAAAGAAGUAACAGAGACACCUCAAUGCCCCAACCUCUUAACCUUGAUGCCCCAAUGGAAUCGGGAUUUUGGAAAGGUCCACACUGAUUUUUUUCAGUUCAUGCCUCUUCUCAGGGUCUUGGAUCUGUCAGGUAAUUCAUUUUUAAAGGAGCUUCCUGUGGGGAACGGUAACUUGGCAGAGCUACGAUAUCUCAAUCUAUUAAACACGAAGAUCAAAGUAUUGCCUGAAGAGAUGGGAAAUCUGGUAAAGCUGAAGCACCUGGACUUGGAGUUGACAACUCGUUUGCACACAAUUCCUCAAGGGGCAAUCUCCAGGCUUUCUGAAUUAACAGUAAUGAACCUACAUUAUAGUUAUUCAGAGUGGGAAGAAGGGAGUGAGGGAUUAAAUAUGAGUGAGUUGGAAGGCCUCGAACGUUUAAACCAUCUUAAUAUCACCUUAUCAAAUGUGCAUGCUCUUGAAAGGUUGCUCUGCUCUAGCAAGCUACGGAACGUGACUCGGUAUCUACUUCUGAACAGAUGUGAGGAUCUGACUAUCUCCAACCAACUAUCAUCCCUUUUUACUGCAAUGAAAAGUCUUCCAGAGCUUACUUUUAAUCGCUGCAAUGGGUUGGUGGAGGUGAUGAUUAGUGUGGAUGCGAAGAAGGGCAAUGAUUAUCCUGUUUCGAGCCUAGAAUGGCUUGUCCUUUGGCAACUCCCCCACUUAAAUUGCAUUCAGGUGGGCCGCGGAUGCUUCAGAAACCUUCUCACCAUAAAGAUUUUCUCAUGUUUCAAGUUGAAGAAAAUUUAUGGCUUACUACAACUUGAAAGUAUUGAAAAAAUUGAGAUAGAACAGGCCAAUGAGCUAGAAGAAGUAAUAGAUACGGCCAUUGCUGAUGGUACCCUCAUCUGUAGUGGACCUGAUGCAGAGCAGCAGCUGCUGCAUUAA